UCUCUUCGAGAGAAUCGAGUGGUUAGAUUAUAACAUAUUGCAGAUAACAGCGAUAAGUAUUAUAUAUAAAAUAUUGCAGUAUUUUCGUCGAUAGAUCUAUAUUUGUCUGAACGGUCCAGGUGUAAAGUGAUCGGACAGACGCUAAUCUGAGUAUUGAUUAAACAAGUGGAACUUGGAAACAGGUAGUCGGCAAAUAGAGAGACAUGGACGCGUGUUUCAACGCUUUCGAUAAAGACGGCGAUGGAUUCCUGUCAAUUUCCGAAUUUGAUCUCAUAUGUCGCGCAUUGUUUCGAAAUGACCGCGGCAAGAUUUACGGCCUCGAGGAGGAUCAACUGCGCGAGGUGUAUUCAAUCUUCGAUCUCAAAGGCGACGGCCUGAUCGACCGAGAAGAAUUUGAGGUGUGCUGGAACCGAUGGAUUAAAGUAUGCACGCGUCCCAAAAGCGCUUUCUUAAUUGUGGAUGUGCAAAAUGAUUUUAUAACAGGCUCCUUAAAUAUAAAGCAGUGCGCUGCGCAACACGAUGGUUCGGAAGUAAUCGAUCCAAUUAACCAAUUGUUGGAAACUGUACCGUUCGAUGCAGUGUUUUAUUCCCUGGACUGGCAUCCCGUGGACCAUGUAUCCUUCGUUGAUAAUUUGCACUUGAGAAAGGUAGACAUUAGCAGCAAUAUCUCGAAGGAAGCGGCGCGGGUAUACGACACAGUAACGUUUCAAGGACCACCGUUGUUGAAGCAACGCCUGUGGCCUCGUCAUUGCGUACAGGAUUCUUGGGGUGCCGAGCUCCAUAAGGACCUGAAGAUCGUUAACAAAGCGAUCAAGAUCUACAAGGGCACGAAUCCAGAAGUCGACUCGUAUUCAGUGUUUUGGGACAACAAGAAGCUCACCGAGACCACGCUGUCGUCGCAGCUGCAGGAAAAAAGCGCCACCGAUAUCUAUAUCUGUGGAUUGGCCUAUGACGUUUGCGUGGGCGCUACUGCAGUGGAUGCGCUUACUAGCGGUUAUCGCACUAUACUAAUCGAUGACUGCAGUCGUGGCGUGGACCUCGUUGACAUUGAGAAGACCAAGGCCACUGUAAUAGGCAGCAAUGGCGUGAUAGUGAAUUCCAGCCAGGUGAAGGCUAUGGUGGAAGGAAGAGACCGACGACCGGAACUCGGUUACAAACUCGCAUUGGAAAUUAAGCAAAAAUUGAGCCUCGGUGAAGAAUAAUUAUAGCAAA
Acromyrmex echinatior (Panamanian leafcutter ant) is the source of this 1212-nucleotide messenger RNA. RefSeq lists its product as uncharacterized. The record is from RefSeq and is a predicted model, not a curated record. Gene Ontology annotation, molecular function: calcium ion binding. Lineage: Eukaryota; Metazoa; Arthropoda; Insecta; Hymenoptera; Formicidae.